AUGAAGUCGAAAGAUGCUCCAAUCAAGUGUCGGUCUGCUCCAUCGUCCUCAAACGCUCACCCGGAAGAAGCUGAGGUGUGGACCCUCCGCGAGCGCAGCACAGCGUCCCCUAGAGGCUUCGUGCAGACGGACAGCCCCAACUUCCUGUGCAGCAGCCUUCCUCACCACUGGCGGUGCAACAAGACCCUGCCCAGGGCCUUCACCGUGCUGGCCCUGAGCGGGGACGUUCCGGAUGGCGUGGCGGUCACCGUGAUGGCCGGCAACGAGGACAACAGCAGCGCCGAGCUGCGUAACGCCACCGCCACCAUGAAGCAGGGACGCGCUCACUUCAACGACCUGCGCUUCAUCGGCCGCAGCGGCAGAGGAAAGAGCUUCACCAUCAGCGUCAACGUGCUGACCACGCCCCCUCAGGUGGCCACGCUGCAACGGGCCAUCAAGGUGACCGUGGACGGCCCGCGGCUGCCCAGACGGCAGCGUCAGAGAGAGGCGGGAGCUUUUAGGACUUCCAGGUGCGGCGAUGCAUUUUCAGAUUGCAGACCGCUGACCUCCUCACUGUGGGCCGGCGAGGCGUCGUUGUUUGGUCACAUGACCGCCCUGACGUCUUCCUUCACGCCCAAUCCCAGAAGGCACCACAUGUACACCGCCCCGCCCCCAGCCUACACGUCCUACCUGUCCCCAGCUCCGCCCCCUCCACUCAGCCACAGUGGGCCGUUCUACUACGGCUCCAACCAACCCACCCAGACUGCGGAGGACGGCGCGGUCACAUUGACUAAUUACAUCGAAGGGGCGUGUCUUUUCCACAGAGGGGAGGAGCCUGUCUGGAGACCUUAUUGAUGUCCCUCAAUUAUGAUAUCUUCUUCUUUUUACUUCCUAUUUUCUAUUUCAUUUACUUGCGUGUCGUGAAUAAUAAGGAAAUAGGUGUUUUUUUUCUUUUCCAUAAAUGAUUAUUUAUUUGAAAAUGUUUAAAAAAAUAAGUAAGCUUGUCAAUUUACACAGGAACAUGAAUAUUAUUAAUUACUUUUUGUUCUAUUUACUUUCUGUUUUCUAUCUUAUUUACUUGUAUGUCGUGAAUAAUAAGAAAAUUAGUAGUUUUCCAUUUCUCUAUAAACAACUGUUCAGUGUGAAAUGUUCGAAAUUUAGUAUGCUCCUCAUUUUACACUGGAAUAUGAAUAUGUUUUAAGCCUAAAGUUUAAAUUGGUGCCUUAAGUCCCAGGUGUCAAACUCAAGGCCUUUGGCCCGCUAAAUCAUUUUAUGUAGCCCGCAAAAAAAUGAAAUUAUUAUUAUUGUCUUUUUACUAAACAUAUUGAACCUUUAAUUUUGACAGAAGACAAUAAAUGUGCUGCAUGGAAUUUUAUACAUAUAAAGCUUGAUCUAAUAUAGCAACAAAUAUAUUAUCAUACAUUCCAAACAUUUUUUGUUACAAAAAAAUUAGUAAUUAAAUACUUACUUGACCCAUGAUUUUAAAGCAAGUUAUCCAUCAAACUUAAACUGUAAAUAUGGUCUCUACGGUAAGAAAAACGAUAACCCAGUUGCCAGAAAAAGCCAAAAAAGCUUUGGUACAGUUUUUUCUUCCCAUUUAGAUGCAGUAAAAAACACCAAAAUGUCAGUUUUUACUGUAAAAUUUACAUAUUUUUUUUAAUAGUGUACAUAAAAACACAUCAUUAAUGGAUACCUGUAUACAUUCAUAUAUCAUUUACUGUCACGAGGGGCCUUUAGAGUGCACCAAUGUACAGAUUUUUUACAGUGAGCAUAACAAAUAUAUAUAAAUAAAUAUAUAAUUUAAUAUAUUUAUAUAUUAUUUACUUUUACAAGCAGCCUUCAGAGUGCACCAUAAUGUCAGUUGUUUACUGUAAAAUUUACAGAUUUGUUUUACAGUGUAAAUAAAUAUAUCCAUCCAUCCAUUUCUAACGCUUAUUCCCUUUUGGGGUCGCGGGGGGCGCUGGCGCCUGUCUCAGCUACAAUCGGGCGGAUGGCGGGGUACACCCUGGACAAGUCGCCACCUCAUCGCAGGGCCAACACAGAUAGACAGACAACAUUCACACUCACAUUCACAGACUAGGGCUAAUUUAGUGUUGCCAAUCAACCUAUCCCCAGGUGCAUGGUUUUGAAAGUGGGAGGAAGCCGGAGUACCCGGAGGGAACCCACGAAUUCACGGGGAGAACAUGCAAACUCCACGCAGAAAGAUCCCGAGCCUGGGAUUGAACCCAGGACUGCAGGACCUUCGUAUUGUGAGGCAGACGCACUAACCCAUUUUCCACCGUGAAGCCCUAAAUAAAUAUAUAUAAUUGAUAAAUAAAUCUAUAUGAUAUUUACUGCAGAGGUGUCCAAACUUUUAGACUUGGAGGACGCAUUGGGCUAAAAAAGAAUUUGGCCAGGGGCCGAAAGCAGACUGCAUGUUAACAAUAAAUACGU
Molecule: messenger RNA, 2412 nt
Organism: Nerophis ophidion (straightnose pipefish)
Lineage: Eukaryota; Metazoa; Chordata; Actinopteri; Syngnathiformes; Syngnathidae
Product: runt-related transcription factor 1-like
Exons: 6
Coding region: 1-834 (277 amino acids)
Biological process (GO): regulation of transcription by RNA polymerase II; hemopoiesis; regulation of cell differentiation
Cellular component (GO): nucleus
Molecular function (GO): DNA-binding transcription factor activity, RNA polymerase II-specific; RNA polymerase II cis-regulatory region sequence-specific DNA binding; ATP binding
Source: RefSeq, a predicted model, not a curated record